Molecule: messenger RNA, 356 nt
Organism: Hibiscus syriacus
Lineage: Eukaryota; Viridiplantae; Streptophyta; Magnoliopsida; Malvales; Malvaceae
Exons: 2
Coding region: 8-331 (107 amino acids)
Source: RefSeq, a predicted model, not a curated record
UCUAGUUAUGAAAGCUGCUAUCUUGAGAGCGGGUUCGGUUCUCUCGUCGGCUCUUUCCGGUUCACCCAGAGUGUCUCUUUCCCGUCAAGGUUCGUUAGGUGGAGUUUUCUCCGGUGGCUCUCCGAUAGUAUCGUUGCAUUUCCCUAUGGAUAAAAGGAAGCCGAAGGAAACUCGAACGCAAUUAAGACGAGCUUUCUCCGAUACGGAUGUCAUCAGAUCGGAGCCUCGAGUUCCCGGUGGGUCUCGGUGUUUUACGGAGGGGAUACCGGGGGAGGAGUACGUUCCGAUUGUGAAGUGGACAGCGAGUUCCGAACGGGAAAUUCGGCGGUGAUCACGGCGAUGAUUCGUACGAGGAU